GACGCGGCUCGAUCCGUUUCCGGCCACGUAAAUAUGGCUGCCUACCGCUGAAACUGUAGUGUUGUUUUGAUCUUGAGCAGAAAACGUCGCGGUGUAUAUAAUUUAUUUCUAGUUGCAACUCAGGGCGGCUUUAGGGACAAAAAUGUUGUCAUAUAAUUAUCUAGUAUUUUGUCUUGUAGUAGUAUGCUCAUUCAUUUCGACGAAGGCCGUAGAAUUAACCUUCGAAUUGCCGGACAACGCUAGGGAGUGUUUUUAUGAAGAAAUUGGAAAGAAUGUUUCUGCCACUUUAGAGUUUCAGGUAGUGACCGGUGGCCAGUAUGACGUGGAUGUUACUCUAGAGUCUCCAACCAAAGAAGUACUUUACAGACAAGUUAAACAACAGUAUGACAGCCACAGAUUUGUAGCCCCAGUAGCUGGAGUAUACGCUGCCUGUUUCUCCAACGAAUUUUCCACAUUUUCCCAUAAAUUAGUUUAUGUGGAUUUCCAAGUAGGGGAUGAACCUCCACUACUGCCUGGCAUGGGUGAACAUGCCACUGUAAUGACGCAGAUGGAAUCUUCAAUUAACGAAGUACAUGAAAGCUUGAAGAAAGUUAUAGACUACCAGACACAUCAUCGGCUGCAGGAAGCGCAAGGCCGCAAACGAGCAGAAGAUCUGAAUGAAAGAGUGCUGUGGUGGUCAUUAUUGGAAACGGUGGUGAUUGCUACAAUUGCCAUUGGACAGGUGGUCAUACUUAGAAAUUUCUUUUCAGAAAGGAAGCCUUCAAUGAUGUCAUACAACAAAAUGUGAUUCUACCUGUAGUUUUAAUUUGAAGUCCAAUAGUUUAAUUGCUGUUUCAAGUCAGCUAACCCAAUUUGACUGGUACAACUUUUUGAAAAUAUUUCUUAUACCCAUUAACAAUAUACCAUGUUUCUUUUUUUGUGUGGUUCUAUAUGUGCAAGCAUCUAAGGGAUGAUUGGGAAAAUUUUUGUUUUAAUUAAUUGUUGAAUGAGCUGAAAUGAGCUAUUGGUUUAAAAUUGUUGAGAUUUUGGAAGUUCAAGUUGCUUGGGUGUCUUAUUGUUAUAUUUUCAGUGAACUGGGCCUUCAGUUUUAAGACUGAAGGGUGUUGUAUUUUUUUUUCUUUUUAGAUAAGUAAUCACAUUGUUCCUUGAAAGAAAGGAUCUGUCUGAAACAGAUUGAGUGAAAGCUCUGUUGCACAUCUCAUUAGAAAUUUGCCACCAUACCUGUUGGCUUUUCUAAAAUAGAGUAUUAUUUCUGCUUUCAAAGACCUUUUCUUUUCAAUGGUUGUGAAGUACAUUUGUAUGUAUUUGACUUUGUGUAUAGUCCUGUGUCAUUAUCACUCAUGCUAGGAAUCCAUUACCUUUGAUGGUACAAACCACUUCUCAUUCAUUGUUUUGUUUUCCCCCCCCCUGUUUUGGCCCUUGGUGACUUAUUUUUUUAGGGUGGACUGCUUUUUUCCCCCUGACAUUUUGAGCGAGUGGAAGAGUCUGUAAUAUAAGUAUAUUUAAAACUAUAGUGUGUUCAGUUAAUUUUGGGCUUUAAAAACAGUGGGGUGUCUGUGGGCUGAAAAUAAAUCUAUUCCUGAGAG
Molecule: messenger RNA, 1586 nt
Organism: Thrips palmi
Lineage: Eukaryota; Metazoa; Arthropoda; Insecta; Thysanoptera; Thripidae
Gene: p24-1
Product: transmembrane emp24 domain-containing protein 3
Exons: 3
Coding region: 143-787 (214 amino acids)
Biological process (GO): Golgi organization; intracellular protein transport; endoplasmic reticulum to Golgi vesicle-mediated transport
Cellular component (GO): endoplasmic reticulum; Golgi apparatus; endoplasmic reticulum-Golgi intermediate compartment
Source: RefSeq, a predicted model, not a curated record